AUGUCCUCCCUACGCGACCAAGUUCUAUCGCAACAUCGCAAUGCUGCAGGCACAAUCGCAACAUGUCAAUAUGCAUCAUCCGAUUCCCAACCCAUACCUCCCGAGCCAUCACACCCAACAGCCACAGAUCUAAAAGCCCUCGCAAUGCAGCAAUUACUACAGCGCCAGGCCCGGCUCCUCAUCAAACUCCACGAAUCCCUGCCCCGGAACACAGACGCCGGCGUAGACGAAGAUUUGCUGCAGACGAGGCUGGACGACCUCGCCUCGGUGUGCAUGACGGCGUUUUAUGCGUAUCGGUUUGAUUUGUUGCCGUAUUAUUGGCGGUGGAUAUACACGGACACGCUGAUUCUCGUGUCGUACCACGCUAUAGUAAAGGCUGCGCGAGAGGAUUCGUUUGACGAGGAUGUCAUGGAUCGCGUGGUGGAGAGUCUGGACAGGGCACUUGUGGUAGCUGGCGGCGCGGGGAAACUCAUAGGGAAACAAUGGAUUGAAAAGACGUUGGAAUUACUGUGUCGUUUUUGGGAAGAAGGAGAAGGAGAAACGCACACCUCCGAGGGGGAAGCUCAACGGCCGCGGAAGCGCAUCAAAAGGGACACAACAUUCUCUACCGACGAACCAUUCGGCAGACCGAAUCUCUCCGCUGAAAGGACGUGUCCGCGAUACGAAAACUGGACGCUGGGGAUGUUUGACAAGUACAUGAACGAGGGCAACCCGCUGCCCGUCGUCUUCACCGACCUGACGAAGGAAUGGCCCGCGUUUUCAGAUAUGCCGUGGAACAGCCCCGAGUAUCUCCUCUCGAGGACGUUUGGCGGGAGGAGGCUCGUCCCCGUCGAAGUCGGACGGAGUUACGUCGACCAAGGCUGGAGCCAGGAACUCGUCCAGUUCAAGCACUUUCUCGCAAAAUACAUUGACCCGAGCAUCACCACCACAACAUCGACACACCCAAAUGAGAGGCUUCAGCCCGAUAAAAUAGGCUACCUCGCCCAGCACAACCUCUUCCAGCAAAUCCCCGCCCUGCGCAACGACAUCCGCGUCCCCGACUUCUGCUGGGCCGACGUCCCUCCCCAUCCCACCGACCCUGCCAAGAACCAGACGCCCGUGCAUGUCCCCCAGUUGAACGCGUGGUUCGGCCCCGCCAAGACCAUCACGCCGCUUCAUACGGAUGGGUAUCAUAAUUUGCUGUGCCAGGUUGUCGGGACGAAAUAUGUGAGGCUGUAUGCGCCUGAGGAGACGGGACGGUUGCGGCCGAGAGGGAUGGAGCAUGGUGUUGAUAUGAGCAAUACGAGUGAGCUAGAUGUUGGCGUCUUGGAGGGCUGGGAUGAGGACGGUGAUGACGGUGGGAAUGACUGGGAGAGUAUUCGAAAGCAGUUCAAGGACGUUCCGUAUUGGGAGACUGUGCUUAAUCCGGGGGAUACGCUGGUGAUUCCCAUCGGGUGGUGGCAUUACGUCCGGAGUUUGAGCAUCAGCUUCAGCGUCAGUUUUUGGUGGAAUUAA
Trichoderma aggressivum f. europaeum is the source of this 1494-nucleotide messenger RNA. RefSeq lists its product as uncharacterized. NCBI's taxonomy places the organism in Eukaryota, Fungi, Ascomycota, Sordariomycetes, Hypocreales, Hypocreaceae. The transcript has a single exon. Gene Ontology annotation, molecular function: 2-oxoglutarate-dependent dioxygenase activity. The record is from RefSeq and is a predicted model, not a curated record. The coding region runs from base 1 to 1494 and encodes 497 amino acids.